CAUUCUUUGUGUUCUUGUCCAUUGUUCUCCGUUUCUCCAUCUUCUUGGUCGAGGAAGUAGUGGAGGUAGAGAAGAAAUAUGGCGUCGACACUCACCACACUCAGCAUCCGGUCCCCAACUUCAACCCCAUCCUCUUCUUAUCCUUCCUAUUCUCCCACUUCUUUCCCGAAGCAAACCCUAGAUUUCCCAUUUCGAAGCCACAAAUUGUCCCGCAAAGCCACCUUUCUUCCCCCUAUUUGCGCCGUGGCCGUACCUGAGAAAGUUGAGAAACUCGGAAACGAGCUCAAAAACCUAACCCUAGAAGAGGCUCGCGGCCUCGUCGAUUGGUUACAAGAAGAGCUCGGUGUCUCCGCUGCUGCCUUCGCACCGGCGGCUGUUGCCGUAGCUCCUGGUGCCGCUGCCGAUGCGGCACCGGCCGUCGUCGAGGAGAAGACGGAGUUCGAUGUGGUUAUUGAGGAAGUGCCGAGUAACGCGAGGAUUGCAGCGAUUAAGGCCGUGAGAGCACUAACGAACCUGGCGUUGAAGGAAGCGAAGGAGUUGAUAGAAGGAUUACCGAAGAAAUUUAAGGAGGCAGUGGGAAAGGAAGAGGCAGAGGAAGCCAAGAAGCAGCUCGAAGCAGCUGGGGCAAAGGUAUCCAUUGUUUAGACUUAAGAUUGAUGAUAGAUCAGAAGGUGAGCUGAAUUCAACCAAUGCUUUUGUCCUGUUUAUUUCUGUGAUAAGUUUUAGUGGUUAUUAAACGGUAAAA
Telopea speciosissima is the source of this 745-nucleotide messenger RNA. RefSeq names its product 50S ribosomal protein L12, chloroplastic-like. The coding region runs from base 79 to 645 and encodes 188 amino acids. Gene Ontology annotation, biological process: translation. The transcript has a single exon. Lineage: Eukaryota; Viridiplantae; Streptophyta; Magnoliopsida; Proteales; Proteaceae. The record is from RefSeq and is a predicted model, not a curated record. Gene Ontology annotation, cellular component: ribosome. Gene Ontology annotation, molecular function: structural constituent of ribosome.